AUUUUCUAUAUAGAACGUUUGAAUUUUGAUGAUCUUCUUUUUCUUCGUAGAACCGAUUCGAUGGAUUAUCUAGUUUGAAUGUUGACAUUUCAAUUAGUACAAUUCGGCAUCUGUCAAACAACACCACCACGAUUCGGCUUUCUGUAUAAAACACGGUUUCAUCGAACAACAACAAUACAAUCUGCGGCCAAAUAAAAUAGCCAAAAGAAAAACUCGCCAGAAAAACGACGGAAACAAUUCAAACUGUGUUCGAAUAAGCAAGCCUUCGUUUUGCCCGACCAAAAGUUGAACAAAUGAAAGUAAAGCCCAUUUUUCAAAUCUGAAGACUGACUUAAUCAGAAAUCAGUUACACAUCAGCCAUCCGUAUCAUCACGAAGAAAACAAAAGUCGGUCGCACAUUAAAUUGAGAUUCCAUUUUUACUUGCAUCAGACGAAACACAAAACCAUACACACAAAAAGAAGAUAUUAAAAAUGGAUGAUUUGAACCCGUUAGCAGGCACCGCUCAUUUGCUCGAAGAAGUUGACAAAAAAUUAAUGGUAUUACUUCGUGACGGUCGAACGUUGAUCGGAUACUUACGGUCGGUGGAUCAAUUUGCAAAUUUGGUGUUGCACAAAACCAUAGAACGAAUUCAUGUCGGUACUGAAUAUGGUGACAUCGAACGGGGCAUCUUUAUCAUUCGCGGUGAAAAUGUUGUAUUGCUAGGUGAAAUCGAUCGUGAUAAGGAAAAGAAUUUACCACUCAAAGAGGUGUCUGUUGAAGAUAUUUUGGAUUCACAACGACGAGAGCAAGAGCAACGCUACGAAAAACAUCGUCUUAUCUCAAAAGCUUUGAAAGAACGUGGAUUAAAUGUUAACACCGAGCUAACACACGAAGAAUAUUGAAUUGUUCUCUCGAGCUCCCAUACCAUUUCAAUUGAUGACACUCAAACACACACACACACAUAUAUUUUCAUUAAUUUAAAAGACCUUGCUUGUCAAUCCACACAAAAAGUCACUUUGCUCCACGAUAUUCGUGAUAUUCAUGUGAAGAUUUACAAAAGACAACCGAAGCAAUGACUUUUACAUAAAACUUUUUCUUUAUUCAAUCAUAUAAUUAAUAGGGACGUCGAUUGUGAGACGAUAAAUUCUUUUUUCUAUUAA
Molecule: messenger RNA, 1140 nt
Organism: Contarinia nasturtii (swede midge)
Lineage: Eukaryota; Metazoa; Arthropoda; Insecta; Diptera; Cecidomyiidae
Gene: LSm1
Product: U6 snRNA-associated Sm-like protein LSm1
Exons: 3
Coding region: 472-882 (136 amino acids)
Biological process (GO): deadenylation-dependent decapping of nuclear-transcribed mRNA
Cellular component (GO): P-body; Lsm1-7-Pat1 complex
Molecular function (GO): RNA cap binding
Source: RefSeq, a predicted model, not a curated record